Anneissia japonica is the source of this 843-nucleotide messenger RNA. RefSeq lists its product as uncharacterized. Gene Ontology annotation, biological process: DNA integration. Bases 1 to 843 code for a protein of 280 amino acids. Lineage: Eukaryota; Metazoa; Echinodermata; Crinoidea; Comatulida; Comatulidae. The record is from RefSeq and is a predicted model, not a curated record. The transcript has a single exon. Gene Ontology annotation, molecular function: nucleic acid binding.
AUGAAAUCACAGCAACCAGAACCAUUAAUGCAGCAAAAAAUACCUGAAGGACCUUGGCAAGUCGUCGCAGAAGACUUGUUUUAUUUUCAUGGUGAUGAACACCUUGCUGUCGCUGAUUAUUACUCCAAAAUUCCUUUUGUAAAAAAGAUUGGAAAACGAAGCACCAGCAUGGCAGUCAUCAAGAUGACCAAAUCUAUAUUCAGUGAGCAUGGUAUUCCAAACAAAGUUGUAAGUGACAACGGUCCACGCUUUAGCAGUACCGAGUUCCGACAAUUUGUAAACGAGUGGGAGAUUGAACAUGUGACAUCCAGCCCACAUUACCCAAUAAGUAAUGGGUUCAUUGAAAAAGCCAUACAAGCAAUAAAAAGUACACUACAGAAGUCAAAAGACAGUGGCUCAGUCCCAUUCCUAGCACUAUUGUGCUUGAGGACACCACCAAUAGACAGUUACCUUCCACCACCCACAGAAUUACUGUAUAACCGGAAAUUGAGGAGCAAUCUACCAAUAAGGUAUCAAGACGACGAUCACCACAACAAAGUCACCAACAGAUUAAUCCAACGACAAACCAUGCAAAAGACCUAUCAUGACAAAAGUGGAGUUAAAAACCUUGUUCCAUUGAAAGAAGAACAAGUGACAGUACAAGACCCCCAAAACAAGGACAUGGACGAAAGCAACUGUGCGAAAAAUCUGCAAGGAACUAAGAUCGUAUUGGGUGGAAACUCAAACAGGAGGUAUACUAAGACGGAACAGAAAACACCUUCACAAGCAGCAUUUAACAGUUUAACUAGUAAUCCCUUAUUUAAAAAAAUUAAACGUACACUGACAGUUACCAAUUCAGUGUAA